This is a messenger RNA of Nelumbo nucifera (sacred lotus), 1125 nucleotides long. Its product is annotated as auxin-binding protein ABP20-like. Gene Ontology annotation, molecular function: manganese ion binding. The record is from RefSeq and is a predicted model, not a curated record. NCBI's taxonomy places the organism in Eukaryota, Viridiplantae, Streptophyta, Magnoliopsida, Proteales, Nelumbonaceae.
GAGGCUUCUCGAUCGUUUUUAAUUACUUUGGAGCUACCAUUUGAAGAGUAGAUCACAACAAAUAUUCACAUGCUCCACUGCUCAAAAUCUGUCUUUUUUUCUAGUACCAGAUCAGCAUUACUCUUCACGUACGUGGGCUAGAGCUCCUCUCUCAGUCUCUCCAUUGCCGAAUGCCAAGCCAAUAUAUUAAACUGUACGAUUAAAGCUAUGCCUCAGAAAGUCUGAAGAUCUCUAUAUAAAUAGAGCACCAACCAAAUCACAAGCAGAAGCAGAAGCAAUACCGACCAACGUAUAACAAUCCUUGGUGAUCAUAUCAAAGAUGCUUCACAUUCUCUUCUUCCUUUCUCUUCUCUUCUACGCCUCUAAUGGCGCAGUACAGGACUUCUGCGUUGCAGACCUGACUGCUCCUGAAGGCCCGGCGGGCUACUCCUGCAAGAAACCGGCCAAAGUCACAGUCGACGACUUUGUGUUCUCUCUAGGCACUGUCGGCAACACUUCAAACAUCAUCAAAGCUGCUGUUACCCCAGCUUUCGCAACCCAAUUCCCAGGAGUUAACGGACUUGGGAUCUCCAUGGCUCGUUUAGACCUUGCGCCAGACGGGGUGGUUCCAAUGCAUACUCACCCUGGUGCUACAGAGGUCCUCAUCGUCGCCCAGGGGACCAUCUGCACCGGAUUCAUUUCUUCGGCCAAUUCUGUGUACCUGGCGACACUUAAGCAGGGAGAUAUAAUGGUUUACCCUCGAGGAUUGCUACACUUCCAGAUAAAUUCUGGCAAGACUCCUGCUUUGGCUUUCGUUAGCUUCAGUAGCGCCAAUCCCGGCCUCCAGAUCCUCGACUUCGCCUUGUUUGCCAACAACUUGCCUUCUGCACUGGUUGAGAAGACUACUUUUCUCGAUGAUGCUCAGGUGAAGAAGCUCAAGGCCGUACUUGGUGGUUCAGGCUAAGCUCGCUCGCCCAAAAUCCUUACUUGUUUGGUCUUCUACGUUAAUUUCUUUGUUGUCAUUGGCUCAUUAAUUUCUUUUUCCAAGGCUUUUUGUAAUGAACCGUUGCUUUAAUUUAUGGAAGUAUGAUCUUUCGUCUUUGCUCUGAUCCAUCAGAGACAAGAAAUUACGUGAUAGUUCUUUAA